AACAACCCAUCAGUUGCACUCAGCAUGACUACCAAGUUCCAUUUGCCAAGAGCUUGCAGAUCCUUGAGUGGCCCCGCAGCACGACAAGAUCGGCCAAGAUCGGCCAGUAGUUUGUCCAGCAUCGCACAAAUCGCAACCGGGCAACAGAUGAUUUCUGGAGCCACUUACAAUGUCACCUUCGGAUACGAUGUCAGCUGUGAAUAUCCGGCUCCCAUCGCGGUGGUGGUCACUUGCAUGCCCGGUACCUGGCCAGCGCCGGUGCCACACUCCAUGCCGAUGCCGGCGCUGCCAUCGCCGAUGCCAUCGAUGCCAUCGAUGCCGAUGGGACCGGUGUGCUUUCAGCCCGCUCCGGUGAACUGGUUCCCACAGUGGGGCGAAACCUGCGGUGCGAAGAGCGGCGGAUUCGACGGCACCCAGCCGAGCGGAUUUGACCUCCAGCCGUGCUGGGUCGAGCCGAAGCCGACAGAAACUUCCGAGCCAGAGCCGGAAGACAGCACAACUCCCUCCGGCAGCGCCUCCUCAGAUGUGUCUGAAAGGCCGGUGGAUCAAGCUGGCGAGAUCAUGAAGAGUCUGGGCAUCUUGAAGGACAGCACCUCAUGCGAUCCGCAAAGAGGCGCUCCUUGCACUUCCGAAGAUGGAGGCAACAAGAAUGCCGGCGCCAAGAUCUGUUCUACGGCCAAGCCGAUUCUUCUGAGCACGUAUCCGAGCACUGCAUGGGGCCGUGCCAAGGGUCAGGAAAUCCUCCAGCUGCUGCACACUGAAACUCCGGACAAGGACAUCAAUCACUGCCAGGACCAGGAUGGAAAGCAUUCCAAGGAGCACUUCGAAGUGCAGAGCUCAAGGACAUGGUCUGAUGGGCAGCGCAAAAGGUCUCGAAGCAAGCGACAUUGCUGCAACAUUGUCCUGUACAUGCCGAGAGAUUAUGUGCCCGCCAUCAUUGGAAAGGGAGGCUGCUACACCAAGGCCAUCUACGAGAGCACUGGCUGCAAGGUCCGCGUCCGCGGCCGCGGCUCCGGGCACCUGGAGCAGUCCACGCAGGCGGAGGCCCCCACCCCGCUGAUGCUGGCCGUGACGGCGGAGCACGACAACAUGGAGGGUUUUGUGGAGGCGGUGCGUCUGAGUUUCAGCCACCUGGCCGCUGUGGAGCAGAGGUUCCUGGCGGACUACCAGUGCGAAGCGGGCUGGGAGAACUCGUGCUUCUCCGCAGUGGUGGAGGAUGAUGAGGACCGAGAGGAGCUAACGCGCCGCCUCAGCCGGACGUUCCUGAAACUCAUCAGCAAACCCUGAUUGGUAUCGGCUUACAUGCAUUUCUCUCGGCCGAAUGCCUUGGUCCUGAAAAAGAACAACAG
Messenger RNA from Effrenium voratum, 1349 nucleotides. The record is from the annotation of a GenBank genome assembly. Lineage: Eukaryota; Dinophyceae; Suessiales; Symbiodiniaceae.